CGCUAUGUCGAGGUUCCACUCCCUGCAGGCUGGCAGACAAUGGCUAAGACCGUGCACGAAUUCGACGAAGACAAGGUCCGAGACUGUAAGGAAGACAUCGACACCCUUCUAGUAUUCACCGGUCUGUACUCGGCCGUCCUAUCAGCAUUCGUCAUCGAGUCCUAUACCGACCUCCAGCCAGACCCAAACACUCAGAUGACCUUCCUGCUCGAACGAAUCGCCAAUCAGACCCAGAGCUACACCGUCACAUCCGGGACCCUCAACUCCACCGCCCAACCGGCCCCUGCCCCUCCCCAGUUCACCGCUCCGCUAUGGGCCGUCCGCGUCAACGGCCUGUGGUUCGCGAGUCUCAUCAUCAGUCUCGCGACAGCAUCAUUUAGCAUGCUUGUCAAGCAGUGGCUACGCGAGUAUCUUGCAUUCGAGUACACUUCCCCGCAGGAGCGCCUCCGUGCACGCCAGUACCGCAAGCCAGGGCUGGGCAAGUGGAAGGUCUUCGAGAUCGCAGCCGUACUUCCGAUGCUACUCCAGUUGUCGCUCGGCCUGUUCUUCAUUGGACUUUGCUUCUUCACUGCAAAUGUUGACGAGCAGAUAGGCCUCACUUGCAUACCGCUCGUCUCAGGCUGGGCCUUCUUCUUUGUUGUCACUACGCUUGCACCGCUUAUCUCGCCACGAUGCCCGUACAAGAUGCCACUGCUCAAGGCAGUCAUGCGGGCCGCGAGGAUACAAAUCACUAUGAAGAUGCGUCGGUCAUUGACCUCCUUUCUCGGGGACCUGGAGAGCAUGAUUGGACACUCGAGGUCGAGGCCG
Messenger RNA from Phanerochaete carnosa HHB-10118-sp, 807 nucleotides. RefSeq lists its product as uncharacterized. The annotation marks the transcript as partial. Lineage: Eukaryota; Fungi; Basidiomycota; Agaricomycetes; Polyporales; Phanerochaetaceae. The record is from RefSeq and is a predicted model, not a curated record. The transcript is spliced from 2 exons.